CGUACCAUUCGUCCGCCGUGCGCGUACUCCCGUCGACGAUUUACAGCAGUGCCGCGCCCGUCACGGGUUUUCGCACGCGCACGAUCGCCGCCGUUCGUUCCGCUCGCGUCGUCCGUUUGCACCAGCCGCCCAGUCGUAUCCUGAUCGCCGUUCGUCCGUCUCUUUUUCUUUGCCCACGUCUCGUGCUCCUGCAGCCAUCCGUCGUACUGCCAUAAACAGCUGUCGUUCUAGCGGUCUGCGUGAACAAUCUGCCCGAAAAUGAGUGAAAUGUUUCCCUCUAAUGAGAUGUCAGACGAUGAAGAUUCUAUAAUGUUAUCUGAUGAUGAAACCAUUAGCAUCGGAGAAAUAAGUGUAGACGAUUAUUAUGACGAAAAGAAAUGUGAUGAUAAUUUUUUUAAAAUUGAAAAGACUCCUAAACAUAACGUGCCUUUGGAAUCAAAUAAUGGUGCUAACAUUGAACUUGUAGUAACCAAUAAUGAAACUUUAAGACCGUUGCAAUCUGAAAUAAUACUUGCUAGCAAAAACUUAUUAGAAGAAGUGCCGCCGCGCGUGGAGUCACCUGUGAGGGACAUACCUAAGGUUAAACGAACAUCUGCUAUCAAAGCAAGGGUUGCUAUUAUAAAAUCAAAUCCGAAAAGGAGAACCAAAAUAGCUCUGGAACGAGAAAAAAGAAGAAUUAGUAUAAUUGAGCGUGGUGGGGAACCAAAUAAAAGAAGACCAAAAAGUUUAAGGGCACACGGUUUAAUUACUUCAAAUAUCUUCAAUGAAAUUUAUAUUAGACAUGAAGAAAUGUUAAAUAUUUAUAAUUAUCUUACUUGUGUACCUGCUAGAAGAACUGUGGAUGAAAUAGUGACUAGUUAUACAAUAAGGAAAAAAGCAUGUUGGACAACUUUAGAUUAUUUUUUACACUCUUUCAACGGAGCUUUACAGCCUUGGUGCUUGCAGAAAAUUGAAAAGAUCCAAUUUCAAAACACUAAAAGAAGAUAUCCUAAUACUCCACUGAGUAAGCUUUACGGUCUUCCUCAUCUCGUACACUUUAUAGUGUCCCUUCCGCUACUAUUCCUGAAGAUGUCAGUUUAUGGACUGGAUUUUGAAAAUCAAAUGUGUGAAUUCACUAGAGGACUUAUGGCUUUUAUCGAUGAGGAAAAUAUGCACAAGGAUGUUAUAAAUUAUCAAAAUGUAAUGCCUGAAGAGUAUAGGAUGACAUAUCCUGAACGUACUAGACGACUUCUUCCCCCUCGUCAAUAUUAAGAGUUAAAUAAUGUAAUUUAAUUUAAAUUGUUCAUUAAACAGAG
Molecule: messenger RNA, 1295 nt
Organism: Sipha flava (yellow sugarcane aphid)
Lineage: Eukaryota; Metazoa; Arthropoda; Insecta; Hemiptera; Aphididae
Exons: 9
Coding region: 259-1251 (330 amino acids)
Source: RefSeq, a predicted model, not a curated record